This is a messenger RNA of Nasonia vitripennis (jewel wasp), 1912 nucleotides long. RefSeq names its product poly [ADP-ribose] polymerase tankyrase-2-like. The transcript has 3 exons. NCBI's taxonomy places the organism in Eukaryota, Metazoa, Arthropoda, Insecta, Hymenoptera, Pteromalidae. Gene Ontology annotation, biological process: negative regulation of delayed rectifier potassium channel activity; neuronal action potential. Bases 269 to 1882 code for a protein of 537 amino acids. Gene Ontology annotation, molecular function: transmembrane transporter binding. The record is from RefSeq and is a predicted model, not a curated record. Gene Ontology annotation, cellular component: axon initial segment; membrane; synapse.
AACUCCAGCGUGCUCCACCCCGAGGAUAGUUCUCUUGCACGAUCGUCUGUCAAUUCCUGAUUCAAAAGUGUCUGUGAAACUCUAAAAAAUAUUUCACGUGUAUUUUCAAAGCUACAGUACUUAUUCAUGGUGAUUUAUACGAUAAUAUUCGAGUAUGUGUAUUAUAGAUUUGUGGCUUACUAAAAAAGCAUAAAUCCACUUUUCGCGUUUGCUCGAGAAUACCAGCAUCAAGUGUACAAGAACCAAGUAUCUCUUCUAAACUACGGAGAUGGCUGAUUCAUCACAUCAAAGAUGGCACUGCAGUCCUAUAAACCCCGACCUCGCGCUGCAGCAGACACUCGGCAAGAUCAUCCGCAAGCGCUGCUUCUCUGAAGCCGAGAUCAGAGAGUUUCUUCGAACCCCCGGGUAUACCGAUCAGGUUCGAAAUUCCAUAAUCAAAAUGAUUCCAGAAGUGGCGUUCUCUCUCCGCGUGAAUUGUUCGGCAAAAGAGGUCAAAAAACUCUCACUUCUGUGGAUCGCAGUCUUGGGUUAUUACUACAAGUCAGCCGAAAUGCUCGUUAGCUUGGGUGCCGAUGUCAACGAGCUUAGCGGAUUGCAAGAACCAUUCGGGUUGGUCCUCUUCUAUGGCGCAGGUAUCAAGAAUCUCGAUAAGAACUCGACCAUUCUCCACGUGCUUCUUCGGAUGGAAUCCUCCCCAGAUAACAAGAGACUAAUCCGUCUAGUAGUGGACCAUGGUGCCGACUUGGAAGCUACGGACGAGCAGGGACGAACCGUUCUGCACAUCGCGGCGAUGAAAAGCCGAGUUCGCAUGACCGAAAUGUUGCUUGAAAAAGGAGCCAAAGUCAAUAUCGAAGACGAUUGCGGCGUGACACCAUUGCUCGAGGCAGCCAACAAGGACAAUGUCAACAGACAGCUACCGUUGCUGAUUAGUCACGGGGCUGAUGUUUUUGCCAAAGACAGUCUAGAUCACAACGUGUUGCACUUUUUGGCAGAGAACACUUUCGAGCAGACCGUUGACUUGGCCAGAGUCUUGAUCGAGAAGGGUGUCUCGCUUGACGAUAGAGACAAUGAGAUUCAGUCCCAACCGAUACACCUGGCUGUCAUUCAGGAAAAUAAAAAAUUGGUAGAACUCUUUUUGGACCACGGCGCCGACGUUAAUUCGCUAAGGAAAGAUGGGGAAUUUCCGCUAUACCUCGCAGUUAGAUGGAUUUCCCAAUCACUACUCAAACCUUUGCUCGAACGUGGUGCAAGCAUUGAUCAAAGAACAACUUUAGGUCGCACAGCAUUACACGCCGCCUGCAGAUAUAAGAAGUAUGCAAACCAGCUUCAAGAGGAGGCCAUCGAGCUUCUCGUGAAUGCCGGUGCGGAUGUUCUUGUCGAGGACUGCGAUGGAAAUACACCACUCGCUCUCAUCGAAGCCGAUUGCGAAAUGAAAAAUCCAAGCGUCAGGCUGAUUAUCAAGGCGUUGGCGCUGAAAAAAGUUUGCCUGUCGCCUGUCGAAUUGAAGGACGAAAGAAUUAUCAAGAAGUACUUAGUAUGGUUAUAUUAUAAAGACUGCAUCAAAGAGAUCGAUCGAAUGAAAUUGACAUGGUUCGUGAAGACCUGCACUUUAUUCGAACUCCUGACAAGGAGCCACUGUCAGAUUGCCGAUCUCAUGAGGAAUCCCACCUUCGAGACCGAGUUCAGAAAGUGCGAUGUGAGCGUAUUUCCCAAGUACGCCGAAGACAUCUGGCGAGCCUUCAGACGCGCGCAACAUCAUUAUCACGCUACGCUGGAACAGGAAGAUGUCAUCAGUGAGGCUUUUUAUAAUAUGCUGCCUGAUUUGGUUGUGAGGAAGAUCGUUCGUUACAUGUUUAACAACUGUUGCCAGAAUGUGUUAUGAAUAAAAAUUUUCAAAAUAUUAAAAUAUCAA